AUGGCUGAUCUCGGUUUUGAUUUUCCCGAUGACGAUUUUGAACAAGAGACCACGCUUGACGAUACACCAUUUGAAAAAGACCCUGAUUAUGUAGAUGAUACAACCGAAACAUUGUUAAUAAAGGCUGAAGAAGAACAUCAACAAGCAGAAGACGAAUUAGAGGACGAGUUAUUGGCAGAUGAACACAUGUCACCCAUUGAACGUGUGUAUGGACUUGGAAAAAAUAAUGCUUUAAUCAAUAGACUUUUAGUGGCCAAGGAAUUAGUCCAUGCAUUAGAAGAAGUCGAUCUGAACGAAGCUGUAAAAGAGGUCUUACCUUGCAUGGAAAAAUUAGCUGCUGAUACCGACGAUACUGUCAAGGAAACAUUUGCCAGCGAACUUGACCAAACCUUGCUUUAUUUUUACAAGAAUCUUCCCGCCAUGUUUUCCAGUAGCGAUGAUUCAAUAGCACAAGAAAAAACAUUUGCACCCAUGAUCAUUCGUAUUUUAUUAGAUCAGAGUUCAGCCGUGGCUUCGUUAGGUCAACAAGCUUUAGUCACUGUUGUGACUGAACUUCGUCGACUCUCAGAUGAAAGAAAUAAUGGGUUAUUUCAGCAAGUGAUUCAUUCAGAGAUAUUCAAGGGGGUAAUUGAAGGUCUGAUGUUGAUUGUAGACGGUAAGAGAAAGACACCUAGAGCAGAGGACGAAGAAGAAUCUGAAGAACAUAAAAAACAACGUGUCUAUCCCGAUACCAGCGCGGGUGGUGAACGUCGCAGAUCUUCUGUCACACCGGGGUUUGAAGCUUCCUUGAAUAUACAUCACCAAGCUGUGGAUGAUGACUUUGAUCAAGGUGAAAUCAGUCUUGCUAAAAUCACCUGUAUCUCGUUAAUUGCUUCCAUUGUUGGUGCGUUUGAACCUGAGAAAUGUGUCGAUCAAUGUUUACCUAUUAUUGAAAAAUUGGCUUCAGAUCCAUUAUUUUACGUGCGAAAAGAAGCAGCUACUGCGGUUGGUAGUAUGGCCCAGGUGGUAGAUUCACAUAUUGCGGAGACAAGACUCCUUCCAUUGUUCAAGCAAUUUUCGGAGGAUCAAAUCUGGCAUGUACGUCGAUCGUGUGUUCUGACAUUACCUCAAAUGUGCGGUGUGUUAUCGGACGAGUCCAAAACCGAAAUGACAGUGACAUGUGUUGAAACCUUUCGUAACGACGUAUCUCGUAACGUACGUAACGCGAUGGCGGAUAUUGUGGGUGAAUUAGUUUCCAAGUUUUUACCUCCUGAUUGGGCACAAACGGGACAACCCGGUAAACUACCUGAACCUUUGCUACAAUAUUUCUUGUCAUUGGGGUCCAAUGUCAAUAACAGUAACCAAAUGCUCAAGUUGGAAAUCGAUCGUACUUAUAUCUGUGCUUAUAAUUUCCCUGCAGUUGUCUUGACAGCGGGUGUAGAUUAUUGGAAUUCGCACUUGCGAGAAACUUACUUGAACCUGACCAAAGAUUAUCAAAUUAAGGUGCGCUGUACAUUUGCACAUUCGUUGCAUGAUAUUGCUCGUAUCAUUGGUCCUGAACGUACGGAAAGAGAUCUUGUGCAAAUCUUUGCGCUUUAUCUGAUGGACAUGGAUGAUGUGAAACAAGGCGUGUUGGAACAUUUGGCAGACUUUUUAGGCACUUUGGCAGUAAGUUCGCGUAAUGAAUAUAUUCCUAUUCUAGCAGAAGUCUGGGAUGGUGUGUCCACGAAUUGGCAUUUACGAAACAUCUUGGCUGCACAAUUGAAAGAGAUUUCAAUGUUAUUUGAUGCUUCGCGUGUGGUGGAACAUGUGUUACCAUUGGUGGUCCGUGCCUGUCAUGAUGAAUUUGCGGCUGUAAGAGAAACCGGUGUGGAGGUAUUCCCUGUGGUUUUGGAUGCAGUGAAGCAUGCGGUUGAAGAAGAUGGAGAGUCUCUAUCACAAGCGGAUGGAUAUGGAGAUGAUCUUGCUGAAAAUAAGCGCAAUUUCGCAUUAGCUCUUUUAUCACAUGUGAUGGAACGUUUGGAUGAAUUUGCUCGUUCUGAAAAUUACCGUGGUCGUUUGGUCUUUGCUCAGAUUUGUAAAGCAUUGAUCCAAUCAGGUAUAGGUGCAUCUGAUUUUGCUUCGUUCUUUUUGCCUAGAUUAGCUCCAUUAGCCUAUGAUCCGGUUGUUAAUGUUCGUAUUGCCGCUUCACGUACAAUUGGUACCAUUUAUACCAACGAACCUUUCCGUAAAGAACUUAGCGAGAUUGCAGCUCCUUCCCGAACAGUCAAUGUAGCGGGAGAGUCGGGACAUGCUUUGGAUCAAAUGACGUAUCGGUUUGCGCUUGAUAAAGAUAGGGAUGUACGGUCAUUUGUGAUGGCAUUUGUUGAUACGGAAACACUUGAAAAGCAACGUGACAAGGAGAUGAAGGCAGCUGUUGAGGUAGCAGAAGCAGCUAUUGAAGCACGAGCAGACGAGUCUUUUGAUGAUGAUGAUGAUGAAGAGGAGGAAGAAGAGGAGGAAACAGAGACGGAUGAACAAGAGACAGAAGAAGAGGAAAAGGGUUCCCCGAUGCCUGAGAAGACAGACCCGAUGGAAAUUAGUAAUACACCUGAUGAAGAUGAGAUAAUGUCUGAAGUCGAUCCUAUUAUUAAGAAACCAACCACUACAGCAGUUACUUUAUCUUCUGCUGAUAAGAAAGAUUAACUUUUUUAUUUUCUAUACAUACAUAUAUACAUUUUACUACUUUUAACCUUCUUUUUUUUUUUUUUUAUUCCAACUUUUUGUGUAUUAUUUCUUUUUUCCUUCCCCCCAUCAUCUCUCUCUCUCUCUCUCUUUUUUUUUUUUUCUUUACUAUAAACAAAAACCAAAAGAAAAAAAAAAUUAUGUACAUCUUUUUUUUUUUCAUGUUUU
Molecule: messenger RNA, 2871 nt
Organism: Mucor mucedo
Lineage: Eukaryota; Fungi; Mucoromycota; Mucoromycetes; Mucorales; Mucoraceae
Product: armadillo-type protein
Exons: 7
Coding region: 1-2664 (887 amino acids)
Biological process (GO): protein dephosphorylation
Molecular function (GO): protein phosphatase regulator activity
Source: RefSeq, a predicted model, not a curated record